Molecule: messenger RNA, 234 nt
Organism: Bathycoccus prasinos
Lineage: Eukaryota; Viridiplantae; Chlorophyta; Mamiellophyceae; Mamiellales; Bathycoccaceae
Exons: 1
Coding region: 1-234 (77 amino acids)
Source: RefSeq, a predicted model, not a curated record
AUGAACGAGUUGAAGCGUAAGAUCAGUGAAGCGUCCGGAAGCUCCGAGUCGACCGUACAGACGCGAAGUCGCCAAAUCGAAGGCACAGAACUCGAGGGACUGCAAGAGACGUUGGCAACCGGGACUCAAGAACUUAACCGAUUAAAGGGCGCUCAAUCAGCGUGGGAAACUGUUGAUAUCCUCAUCUACUCAGGCAGAAUAUUUCCGCAGAAUAGAAAAUUCCGCCGCGGGUAA